ACUGUUGUGACGGCGAAACGUUAUCUCCGGAUGAACGGCAGCUCCGGCAGCACCGAAACAGUUAACGGUAGUUAGCAACACUAGCCGUGACGAACCCCCUUGAGGAGUAACAAGUGUUUACUAUUCGGAACUUCACUUUUUAAGUAGCGACAGUGCGCUUUUAAACGUUAGACAACUCAACUUUCUCUCUCAAUAGAGUGCCUGAUCUUACAGAACCGAAACUAAAUAUAUUUUUGACAGAUUAACUUUGAUUGACUUGUUUUAAAGAACUUUAAAAGACUGGGUUUGAGAAGGAAGGAGCAUCACUUGAGAUGUGGUAAUCGACGGCAGCCCGGCUACACAAACCAGCAGGAUGACAGAACCGAGCACGGAGCAGACACAUCACCUGAAAACUUCAGACACCCCAUCAGGUGGGACCGGAGCCGUUUUGGAGCAUCUCCCAGCCAGCGAUCAUGCACCGCCAGAGAACGGCGACAGGGGGCGACAGAGAGACAAGCAGCAGCAGCAAGCGGAAAACGGAGGAAGGGAUAUCAACACAGACAAGUUAUGGCAAAUGCAAGGCGGACAGAGGGAGGUGUGCCCUGCCUUAGCAGCCGGAAACGCGCUCCCCAAGUGCCCAGUUGCAGCCCAGCCUCGCCAGGAGCCUGGUGUUGACGCAUCGGGGGAAGGUAACCUCGCUGCACACGGGAAUAGCGGAGAUGGACCCCUGGAAGAGACUUUAAGCCAGGUGCAAGGGGAGAGCUGUGUGCACAAUCUGCACAUCGACUCCGACACUGGCACCGAUGCGCGCCAGGGCAAGAAAAAGCACAGGCGUCGGCCGUCCAAGAAGAAGCGCCGCUGGAAGCCUUAUUUCAAACUUUCCUGGGAGGAGAAGAAAGCCCUCGAUGAGAGAGAGACGGCGAGGGCUUCCCGGGUGAGAGAGGAGAUGUUUGCCAAAGGGCUCCCAGUGGCCCCUUACAACACCACCCAGUUUCUGAUGGAUGAGCACGACCGAGAGGAGCCCGAUCUGAACACCGAGACUGGGGUCAGACGUCUGGCCGGGCCCGGUGGCGUCGGUUUUGGUGGCCGCAUGGACGAUACGGGCAGCGAGGAGGACUUUUUUGAUAACGAGGAGGAGGAGGAGGAGGAUGGCAGCGGCGGAGGCAGCGACGGCAUCGGGAGGCCCGGGAACGCAGGUGGGGAGUUUCUCCAGAGGGACUUUUCUGAGACCUACGAGAAGUACCACGUCGAGACUCUGCAGAAUAUGACCAAGCAGGAGCUGGUGCAGGAGUACCUGGAGCUGGAGAAGUGCAUGUCCCGGCUGGAGGAGGAGAACAACCGGCUGAGGCGCGCCAUGGAGCCGGGGGGUCUGAGCGAGGAGAGCCCCCUGGUCCGGCUCCGAGAGCUGGAGCUAGAACUGGAAAGACUGAGGGCCCAAAACACUGAGCUCCGCCUGCAGAACCAGCACAGCAAGGACAGGGGCCAGGUCGCCACCAACUGAGGGACUAAAUAAUUUGGAAACCCCCAUCAAAUACUUAAAAUAUGGGACAAAAAACAGGAUUUUUUAUUAUUUUAUUUUUUUUUAAUUGUCAUCAGUUUUCUGUAAUUGGUUCGUCACCUGGACGGUUCGGUCCUUGCAUUGCAAUGCAAUACAAUACUUGAUAUGUUUCUUUUUUCUAUUUGGACUGUAAGGGUGUCCUGUUCAAACUUUUUUUCCCAAGAAGGAAUGUAAAUAUUUCAAGAAAUAAGAUUCUUUUUAUAAAGAGAAUGUAUUUGACAAUAUGAGAAUAUUUUGUUUUUGUUUUCCUGUUCAACUUCGUAAGUAUGCGUUGAAUUAUAUUGUCCCGUUUGCUUUUGUUUUGAAUCAACAAGGCGGUGUAUGUUGCAUUUUCCUCCAAAUUGAAUUGUCCAAACCACAGCUGAUUGGGCCAGCUUGCAAAUAUUUUUCAGAAACAAAUCCCCGAGUGAACAUUUUAACAGUGUGUGAACAUAAGGGCAAAUAAAAUUUUGAAAUUCUGAUAAAA
Molecule: messenger RNA, 2003 nt
Organism: Myripristis murdjan (pinecone soldierfish)
Lineage: Eukaryota; Metazoa; Chordata; Actinopteri; Holocentriformes; Holocentridae
Gene: hexim1
Product: HEXIM P-TEFb complex subunit 1
Exons: 1
Coding region: 353-1480 (375 amino acids)
Biological process (GO): negative regulation of transcription by RNA polymerase II; negative regulation of cyclin-dependent protein serine/threonine kinase activity
Cellular component (GO): nucleoplasm; cytoplasm; nucleus
Molecular function (GO): cyclin-dependent protein serine/threonine kinase inhibitor activity; 7SK snRNA binding
Source: RefSeq, a predicted model, not a curated record